AUGAAUUUUUCUGACAAUGAAGCAGACGACACUUCUAGUGUUGAGAGUACUUCGAACACAGACAAUACUUCUCGCAGUGAAACUCCCACAAAUACACGCGUGAAGAAAAGAAGACGUGGUAAGAAAAAGGCUGUUACUAAGCAAGUUAAACCUCCGUAUAAAUUCAAUUGUAGUGCUAAGGAGGAUCAUGGACAACCUCUGUUUGGUUGUCAAUUCAACCAUCACCUUAGAGAAGGGGAACCUCAAAUAUUUGCUGUUGUCGGCAGCAACAGAGUCUCUAUAUAUGAAUGCCCAGAAUCGGGAGGAUUUAAAUUUUUGCAAUGUUAUGCUGAUCCUGAUGUUGAUGAGACAUUUUACACAUGUGCAUGGUCGUAUGAAGAAGAAACUGGUUUACCACUCCUAGCCGUGGCAGGUUCCCGUGGGAUAGUGAGAAUUUUUCAUCCCGCAACCCAAACAUGUAUAAAGCACUACAUAGGCCAUGGUCAUGCUAUCAAUGAAGUCAAAUUUCAUCCUCGCGAUCCGAAUUUGUUGUUAUCUGCGAGUAAGGAUCAUGCUUUACGUCUAUGGAAUAUAAUGACGGAUGUCUGUAUCGCCAUUUUCGGUGGAGUAGAAGGUCAUAGAGACGAGGUCCUCAGCGCCGAUUUCGACUUAAAAGGCGAAAGGAUAAUGUCAUGUGGUAUGGACCACUCACUGAAACUCUGGAGGCUGGAUAAACCCAGUAUGAAUGAAGCCAUCAAACAAAGUUAUAGUUUCAACCCACACAGAGCACUCCGGCCAUUCAAUUCACUCAAAGAACAUUUCCCCGACUUCUCAACCAGAGAUAUUCAUAGGAACUAUGUGGAUUGUGUGAGGUGGAUGGGGGAUUUAAUAUUAUCCAAGUCAUGUGAAAAUGCAAUCAUAUGUUGGAAACCUGGUCGUCUGGAGGACACAGAGUUAAGACCUGGAGAUAACUCGGUGACCAUCGUUCACAGAUUUGACUACAAGGAGUGUGAAAUAUGGUUCAUAAGAUUUGCUGUUGAUUAUAGUCAAAGAGUGAUAGCUCUCGGCAACCAGUGCGGUAAGACUAUGGUGUGGGAACUAGGCGGCGUGGCGGGAGGGUCGAGAGUGUCGCUACUGGUGCAUCCUAGAUGUGUAGCCGCUGUCAGACAGGUGACUCUGUCUCGAAACGGCAAAAUACUACUUACUUGCUGCGACGACGGAACUAUAUGGAGAUGGGACCGAGUACACAACGGUAGCUGA
Danaus chrysippus (African queen) is the source of this 1239-nucleotide messenger RNA. NCBI's taxonomy places the organism in Eukaryota, Metazoa, Arthropoda, Insecta, Lepidoptera, Nymphalidae. The record is from the annotation of a GenBank genome assembly.